UUUUGUUCUGAAGAAAAAAAUUUCACGAUCAGUUAAAAUGUAUUUAAUAACGAGUAGACAUCCAGACUGAAGUCAUUCAUGUCAUUCAAAUAUUUCAGGUAUUUAAACACAUUUUAUUGAUGUCACAAUUAUGUCUUAUUCAUCUCAACAAAAUCCACAAUAUGUUAGUAUUUUCGAGAGAAUUUCACUAUGACAAUCACUUUACUUUUAACACAAAACAAAUAUGGAUUUGUGUAUUUUCAUUGCAAGAAGAUAAUGAAUACAAAAAUACACAUUCCUGUCUACAUGGAACUGAAUAAUGCUGUGAAAAUAUCACCCGUUAAUGAAGAUGAUUUUGUGGAUGUUGGGUUAAUUUGUGGAUGUCAUUUAUCACAAAACAUCCACAUUUCAGGUAACAUUGAGAACGUUUGGGCAGUAGUUAACUGGUUCGCCUCAGUAUGGUAUUCCAAAGUAAUUCACAUUCACCAUUUCACCGAGGAUGAAACCCUGAGCCUUCAGAUUACACGAUAGACCAGUGAUCUCGAGUGCCAUUGCACUUAUUUCAAACACAAGUCAUUUCACAAUGUUGGGCGGUGGUCGUCCAAUCCCAUUGUUAACAAUUGAUACUGCCUCGACACAACUGACCUUUAUCGAUUACUACUUCC
This is a messenger RNA of Schistosoma haematobium, 644 nucleotides long. RefSeq lists its product as uncharacterized. The record is from RefSeq and is a predicted model, not a curated record. The coding region runs from base 190 to 510 and encodes 106 amino acids. Lineage: Eukaryota; Metazoa; Platyhelminthes; Trematoda; Strigeidida; Schistosomatidae. The transcript has 2 exons.